Medioppia subpectinata is the source of this 466-nucleotide messenger RNA. The record is from the annotation of a GenBank genome assembly. NCBI's taxonomy places the organism in Eukaryota, Metazoa, Arthropoda, Arachnida, Sarcoptiformes, Oppiidae.
CACCUGUCGUUACCACUCAUCACCGCCGAAGACGAACCUAUCCAUUAUCAUCAGCGAUGGUUAAGGGACAGCGAACUAAAGGCAACGCAAAACCGGCGUCUAGUGAUCGAUCGGCCCAACUGUUGGCCACCACAGCGUCGGGCGGUUCGCUCAACACAGUCGUCGGCUUCUCGGCUCUGAGCGCCUCACUGUCCGCCUCCAUAGCCAGCGCCGCCACAGCCGCCGAUGACAGCACUGCCGCCAUCAUUGUGGCCGCCAAUAGCGGAACCGCUGCGGCCGCCGAUGACCUGACCAUUGAUGCAGACUUUCGGGUCAUAUUCAAGAAGAUGUCUAAAAAGGAUUGCAUCACUAAAGUCAAGGCGCUGCAAGAGUUUCAGCAAUUAAUUAAAGACAAAACCGAAACUGACGUGAAGUGUGUGUUGAGUCAGUGGCCGCGGACUUACAAUAAACUCGCAAUUGUAUGACU